Lacerta agilis (Sand lizard) is the source of this 2404-nucleotide messenger RNA. Its product is annotated as vomeronasal type-2 receptor 26-like. The transcript is spliced from 5 exons. Gene Ontology annotation, biological process: G protein-coupled receptor signaling pathway. Lineage: Eukaryota; Metazoa; Chordata; Lepidosauria; Squamata; Lacertidae. Bases 5 to 2404 code for a protein of 799 amino acids. Gene Ontology annotation, cellular component: membrane. Gene Ontology annotation, molecular function: G protein-coupled receptor activity. The record is from RefSeq and is a predicted model, not a curated record.
GGUGAUGACCCAGAUCUACCAGCAUAUCCUGGCUUUGAUAUUUGCUAUAAAGGAGAUCAAUGAAAAUCCCCAGAUCUUACCUAAUGUCACUCUGGGUUUCCAUAUCUAUAAUAGCUAUUUCACUCCAAAAUGGACUUAUCAUGCCUCAUUGGAACUCUUCUCUACACAGGGCAGAUUCACCCCCAACUAUAAAUGUGAUCGUCAGAACAAUCUAGUAGCAGUGAUUGGGGGACCUAUCUCUGAAGUCUGUCUCUACAUGGCAGAUAUCCUGUGCAGCUAUAAAAUUCCACAGUUCAUAUAUGGUUCUGCUCCAGUGAUAGAUAAAAGAACCCAAGCUGCUUUCUAUCACCAAAUGUUCCCAAAUUUGGAGCAUCAAUAUAAUGCAAUUCUUCAGAUACUGAUAUAUUUCAAGUGGACAUGGAUUGGUGUGAUGUCUGGGCAUGAUGACAAUGGAGAGAGGUUUGAACAGAAUGUGAUCCCCAUGUUUGCCCAGAGAGGUAUCUGUUUUGAUUUCAUAAUGAGAAUUCCCAAAAUGUCAUAUUCCACUGAAAUUGAUGACAUGGUGGAAGAGGGAUUUGAAAUAAACAAAAUUCUUAUGAGAAGCACGGUCAAUGCAUUGGUUAUUCAUGGUGAAAUCGAUACCAUGAUCAUCCUGAGGGUAUUCCCCAGGGUUGCAGAACAUGAGGAUAUGCCAGCAAAGAAAAAUGGUAAGGUCUGGAUCAUGACAGCUCAGAUGGAUUUCAUUUCCAUUCCACUUCAAAGAGAUUGGGACAUAGACUUCCUCCAAGGUGCUUUAUCCUUUGCCAUUCACUCCAGUGAGGUUGUAGGAUUCCAGAAAUUUCUUCAGGUGAGAAACCCCACCUCGGAGAAAGAAGAUGGCUUUGUUAGGGUCUUCUGGGAACAAGCAUUUGGGUGUCUGUUCCCCAACACCAUGGUAGCCCUGCAGGAUGAAGAAAUCUGCAGUGGAGAGGAGAAGCUGGAGAGUCUUCCUGCAUCUGUUUUUGAAAUGGGCAUGACUGGCCACAGCUACAGUGUCUUCACGGCUGCCUAUGUGGUUGCGCAUGCUUUGCAGGCCAUGCAUCCAUCUAGCUUCAAAAAAAGAAUGAAAGUGGAUGAAGGGGUAAAAUUUAAGAAUGAACAGUUAUGGAAGCUGAACCGCUUUGUUAAAAGCAUCUCAUUUAAUAAUAGCGGUGGGGGGAAAGUUUCCUUCAACCAAAAUGGAGAGUUAGAGUCUGGAUUUGAUAUUAUAAACUGGGUCACAUUUCCAAACCAGUCCUUUCGGAGAGUGAAAGUUGGGAAGAUCGACCCCAUGGCUCCCCAAGAAGAAGCGUUCAGCAUUUGUGAAGAAGCCAUUGUGUGGCCCAGCAGGUUUAACCAGGCACAGCCCCUUUCCCUUUGUAAUGCCAAUUGUCCUUUGGGUUAUCAAAAAGCAAAGAAGGAAGGGAAACCGUUUUGCUGCUAUGAUUGCAUUAUAUGUCCGGAAGGGAAGAUUUCCAACCAGACAGACAUGGAUGAAUGCUUUCAGUGCCCACAAGAUCAUUACCCAAACGUGGAAAAGGAUUCAUGCGUGCCAAAGGACAUACAUUUCUUGUUUUAUGGAGAACCACUGGGGAUCUCUUUGACUUGCAUUGCUCUUGUCUUGUCCUUCCUUGCAGCUUUGGUGCUUUGGGUCUUCAUUAAGCACCGGGACACUCCCAUAGUCAAAGCCAACAACCGCAACCUCUCCUACACUCUCCUCAUCUCCCUCUUGCUUUCUUUCCUUUGUUCUCUUCUAUUCAUCGGUCGACCUGAGAAAGUGACAUGUCUCCUUCGACAAACAGCAUUUGGCAUCAUCUUUUCAGUGGCUGUUUCUUGUGUGUUGGCCAAGACAGUCAUUGUGCUCCUUGCUUUCAUGGUCACCAAACCAGGCUCCAGCAUGAGGAAAUGGGUUGGGAAACAACAGGCCACCUCCAUUGUUCUUUCCUGUUCCUUGAUUCAAGCUGCUUUUUGUACUGUGUGGCUGGCAACUUCUCCCCCAUUCCCAGGUUUAGACCUGCACUCAAUGAGUAAAGAAAUUAUUCUGCAAUGUAACGAAGGUUCGGUCACCAUGUUCUACUGUGUCUUGGGCUUUAUGGGCUUGCUGGCCAUCGUCAGCUUCUCUGUAGCCUUCCUAGCCAGGAAGUUACCUGACAGUUUUAAUGAAGCCAAGUUUAUCACCUUCAGCAUGUUGGUUUUUUGCAGUGUUUGGUUGUCCUUUGUUCCAACUUAUUUAAGCACCAAAGGAAAAUAUAUGGUGGCUGUGGAGAUCUUCUCCAUCUUGGCCUCUAGUGCUGGUUUACUAGGCUGUAUAUUUUCACCAAAAUGUUAUAUUAUUGUGGUGAAGCCUGAGUUGAAUAGCAAGGAGCAACUCAGAAGGAAGAAUUAA